AUGCCGUUCUUCAAAGAGUUUCGUCGCCGCUCAAAGGCGAGCUUCCAGUCCGAUUCGAAGAGCGCCGUAACCAAGGUGGAAAUGGUCGGAAAAUCUUCCUCCACGAUCGACACUUCCUCUCACAGCUCCAUAACUCCGCCGUCGUCGAUCAAGCCAACUCUGUCAUCUCCAAACCUUCCUUCCUUGACCGAAUUAGAUACCAAUGCCCCGUUGCCCCCGCCCCCGCAGCGACCAGGCCCAUUCGCAACUCGAUCGCAGCGGAAUAGUAUGAUUGGCAGCUCCGCAUCAUCUAUCAAUGGAGUAUACCGUCAACCUUCUGCCUCCCCUCAUGCGCCAAGAAUUGUGUCAGUCGCAGAUAAUUCAUGGGUGCAUCAAAAAGUUCUACUCGUAUAUGGACAAAUCGGAGAUCCUAGGAACCACCCGCUGGACGGAGGGGUGACGGUUUUCCAUCACCAGGACAAUUUUCCUUCUACCGGCUGGCCCGUAACACAAUCCCACUUCAAAGCCCUUGUUCACCUUGUCCCCGGACCUAAUCGCCUUCGUUUCGACUUCAUCUCCCCCAAACUAUCCACAGGCAGUACCCACCCGGCUGUACAUUCGACAUGGUUUUGCAUAAAUUACCUUCCAUUGGUCAGCGCACCGCCCUUACAACUGGUCAUUUUACUUGGGAAGGAUUCAGAUGGCACCUUUGAUGCUGUGCCCGAACGCGUGGAGCGAGAAGGAAAUGGUCUGGAAACGGCCAUUCAAAAAUAUCGAACUGCAGCAUACCUUUGGCAAGCGUUCACGGGAGAGCAGAUGUUCCGCAACAAUUUCGGUCGCCGUUGUUUCCGAUUCGAGGAGGAGUGGCAGUCAGGCACCCUCAGCCGUCGAGAUGUAGCUGCAGGCCAAAUGCGCAAUGAAGCGAAGAUUCAUAUUGUCCGCAGCGAAAAGACUGUUGCGGAACUCCGUGAUCUAAACAUCGCCCAGCAAAACAAAAACGCUCAGAAGAAAGACGAGUUAUUUACGAUCGCCAAGGACGCAGUGCGAAAACAUUUCAACCCGCAACCUGGUCAGAAACAAUACGUCUCAGUACUGCUGCUCGACUCACAUUGGGAUACUGAGCAGCAACUCAUCACCGGCCAUGCCGCCCUGGGAUCCGCGGGCGAUGAUAUCAAAAUGGCUAUCUUUGGAUCUCACUCAUUACAGAGCUACCCCUCCUGCCUGGAGGAGGUUGUGGACGCAUUCUCUGACUGCACACGGACAGAUACGAACUACGUAGCAAAUGAUUGUGGCGAAGCCGGCUCGAAUUGGGAAUCCGCCAAUAUCGGUAUCGGUGCCCAUCUACACGAGAUCGGGCACCUUUUCGGAUGCCCCCAUCAGGAAUCCGGGAUUAUGCUUCGCGACUACGUAACACUGAAUCGUUCGUUCCUGACGAAAGAGCCAUUCUCAACUCGAACAAAGUCGCAAGGGCUGAAGGUAUGUCUACCUAACGAUGAGUGCAACUGGCACCGCCUUGACGCCCUCCGAUUCCGGUUCCACCCUUGUUUCCGACUCCCUAGUGACUCCUCUGUGAGCCAAGAUGAAAGCGUGCAAGUUUGGCCUGUGGAAAACGGCAAGAUUCUGUUCACCGCAUCCUCGGGAAUUGCGUUUAUGGAGAUCUACAGGGAAGGCGAUGAGCUCUGCCAAACCUCUAUCGAAUACCUGAACGGCGAGUCUAGCAGCAAUGGUCUUCCAAAGCAGAUCACUAUCACAGAGAAUGAACUCCGAUUGAAAGCCUAUGGUACCGAAAAGGAGAAGAAAAAGAAGAUCAAGGUCGUGGUAUACUCUGGAGCUCUAGGAAGUUAUACUGUUGAGGACGUUAGCUUGUUAAAGUCGAAGGAUUCUUUGAUCAAGCUACCCAAGAGUCAGUCAGGUUACAAAAGUGGAAUGUUGGGCUUUUCUUCUAUGGAAGGCAGCGAGCCCGAGCAACUACUCCUCGAAUGUGCCUUCAUCGGAACCAAGCUAUUGACCUCCAUCAAAGUGUAUCAUGGGAACGCAUUGGAUGGAAUCGAGUUUUGUUAUGAGGACAUGACCAGCCAGCUCUUUGGAAAGCGUGGCGGCAAACCCGGUGGUGACGAGUUUGUUCUCGAUACUCGGCGUGGGGAGAUUCUACUUGGGUUCUACGUCCGAGCUGGACUCUGGAUUGAUGGACUUGAGAUUCUCACCAGCCUUGGCCGAAAAUCCGGCUUCUAUGGGAACCGAAAUGGCGGAUCAGGACAUACCUUGAUACCGCCUCUUGGAUAUAAGAUUGCCGGCAUUUCUGGAUCUUGCGCAUCCUGGAUCGAUGGAUUUUCACUCAUCAUUCAGCACUAA
Penicillium malachiteum is the source of this 2331-nucleotide messenger RNA. Its product is annotated as zinc metalloproteinase family protein. The transcript has 5 exons. NCBI's taxonomy places the organism in Eukaryota, Fungi, Ascomycota, Eurotiomycetes, Eurotiales, Aspergillaceae. Bases 1 to 2331 code for a protein of 776 amino acids. The record is from RefSeq and is a predicted model, not a curated record. Gene Ontology annotation, cellular component: cytoplasm.